AUGGAAGGGAAAGAGGACGAAGAAGCGAAGAGGAGGAUGGUGAUGAUGAAGAUCAAACUUAAGGAGACAGCUCAAGAGAUAAGCCAAGAAGACAUCAAAAGACAAGAAGCUUACAACAUGUCUCCACGUGCACGUCGUAGUGGCGGUGGUGGUGGCGUUGGUGGUGGCUCGGUAGUUAUGGGCAAGUCAUCGAGCGUGAGGCAAAACUGUUUAUGCGCACCGACCACACACGCUGGCUCCUUCAGGUGCCGUUACCAUCGCCGUAACGCCGGACUCGGAAUGUCACGUGGCAUUUCUGUUCCCUCUAACCUUUCCAUGUUGGCUGGACCUGCCUCUCCUAAAUGA
Microthlaspi erraticum is the source of this 345-nucleotide messenger RNA. Lineage: Eukaryota; Viridiplantae; Streptophyta; Magnoliopsida; Brassicales; Brassicaceae. The record is from the annotation of a GenBank genome assembly.